Molecule: messenger RNA, 1645 nt
Organism: Sebastes umbrosus (honeycomb rockfish)
Lineage: Eukaryota; Metazoa; Chordata; Actinopteri; Perciformes; Sebastidae
Product: homeodomain-interacting protein kinase 1-like
Exons: 2
Coding region: 225-1568 (447 amino acids)
Biological process (GO): peptidyl-serine phosphorylation; peptidyl-threonine phosphorylation
Cellular component (GO): cytoplasm; nucleus
Molecular function (GO): ATP binding; protein serine/threonine kinase activity; protein tyrosine kinase activity
Source: RefSeq, a predicted model, not a curated record
UGGCAGGUUCUGUUCUCCACACACACAUACACAAGAGUGUUGUUGAGCGAUAAAGGACAUAGAAUAUAGAACUGGCUGGAAUGGAACCCACCAUUAAGAAUUUACAUCUAUAAAAUCUCCUUGAGAUUCAACCUGACUGCAAGCGAAACUACUAUUCGGACAGUAUCUUCUUUCUCGUUUGGAUAACGAAAAACUAAAAAACAGCGCUAAAACCUUCCAUCAACAUGGCCUCCGACGACCUCCCGAUAUUUGAAGGGAGCUUACUCGGACAGAGCCACAAGGUGGAGGCCUUGCUUGGAAAGGGCGGCUUUGGUUUUGUGACCAAAUGCCGCAACCUUGAAACGGGCAAGGCGGUGGCCGUCAAGGUCAUCAAGGAUCUCCCCGGAGAAGCUGAACAGACGAAGAUGGAAAUUGACAUCCUGAAGCGGCUGCGGUGUCUGGAUCCAGACGCUUGCAACAUCGUGAGGUGCAACGGAUUUUUCCUCGACAACGAUCUCACCUGUCUCGUCUUCGAGCUCCUGGAUCAAAGCCUGUUCGAUUACAUGGAGGAAAGACGCAAUCGGGGUCUUCCCGUGACAGAGCUGCGACCCGUCGUGCACCAGCUGGCCACGGCCUUGACCCACCUGAGCUCCAUCGGAAUUGUGCACGCGGACAUCAAACCAGAAAACAUUAUGGUUGUGGACCGCCGGCAGCAGCCUCUGAAAGUCAAACUGAUUGACUUUGGCCUGGCGUUUCCUGCGUCUACUGCUAAGCCUGGAGUCUGUCUGCAGACCACCUGGUACAGAGCGCCAGAGGUCAUGAUGCACAUUCCUUUUAAUGACGCCAUUGAUAUGUGGUCUCUGGGCCUUGUAGCUGCAGAGCUGGCUACAGGGUACCCCCUCUACCCUGGGGAGAUGAACUAUGAUGUGCUGAGCUUCAUCAUAGAGACUCAGGGCCAGCCAGCUGACUAUGUGCUGGACCGUGGCGUGUGUACCGAGUACUAUUUCCAGUACGAAAGCAAUAGCGAGCAGCACUGGAGAUUCAAAACGCCAGAGGAGUACGACCCGGGGUUAUACUCUGAGGACACGAGAUACACCAAGCUCACGUGUCUUGAUGACCUCGAGCAGCUGAUGAGCGGAGGACAGCAGAGCGAUCAGCGUCUGUUGGUGGACCUGAUCAAAAGGAUGCUGCAGCUGGACGCUGACCAGCGCAUCAAACCCCCGGAGGUUCUGCAGCACACGUUCUUUGCUCCCAGUCUCCCUCAGAGCUCCCCUGCCAACAUCUGCAUAGAGAUGAUGGACACUGAAGAGUCGACACCUGAAGUCAGUCAGCAGCCUCCCUGCUGUCUGAUAACAGGACCUGAGAUACUCCAGUGCAGGGUCGAAAGAACAACAGCCUACAAGGCUGUAGAAGCAGAGGAGAACACAGAAGAGGUGGACGUCCGGCCUGAGAACGACGGCUGUUUAUGCCGCUUCUUCAGAGCGAUAACACACGCCUGUUACUUCAACUGCACCUACUUCUUCACAGCGGUUACACACGCCUGUGACUUCUACUGCAACUGCACCCUGUCAGCUACAUCCUCAGUUUGAUCAAUUGAUCUUCUGCAUUUCUUUUGUAAUAUAUUCUUAGUUAUUUUCUCCUAAUUCUAAUACAUGUGUAUCUUCCA